UCAUUUACGUCCGACUCUUAACCGGCAGAAAACACAUUCGAUCUUAUACUCAGAAAUUCAAAAACAAAGAUCAAAUUCAGGAGAUGUUUCCCUUCCGGCCGCGCUUGAAUCACCUGAGAACGGAUCGCUUGGAACGUCGUCUGCGACAGCGUCUGCACGAUGCCGGCAUAACGACCGCGGCCAUGGCAGCAGCGGCAGCGGAAACGGAAACGGCAAUGGGACCGGAUAUGCGCACAGUGCCCGCUUUGCAUCCGCUCCUAGUGUCGCUGCAGCAUGUACGAUUGCUUCUGAUCCACCUGCGACACCUGCUCAUCCGCCAAAGAGUUGGCAUGAUACUGGGAGCCGGCGAUAGUAUGUUUGUGUGGAACAGACGGGAGCCGUCGAUACCCACCGGGCAGAGGGGCGAGGGCGACAGCGUUCCGGAGAUGGACAUGGAGGUGGUGAGACCAGGUGAUGCCUAGGAACACGACAACACACACACACACACACACAUACGAUCGAUCUGUGCCCACCCCCCCACAAACCGUGUGCGUGCCGCCUGCGUAUAUGUGUGUGUAUACUUGUGAACGGACACAUUUCCGUGUGCCAUUAUUAUUAUUAUCAUCAUCCUAUGGCUGCCGUGGUACCCAGAUCCAGGAACGGCCAGGUCCUGUCUCUCUCUUCAGCUCGGAGAGGUGGAUGUGGAGCGCACGCAUAUAAUAAUUUCCUGUUCAAUGAGCAAUUACCGUAAUAAAGAUACAACUCCGGCUA
This is a messenger RNA of Drosophila kikkawai, 750 nucleotides long. RefSeq lists its product as uncharacterized. Lineage: Eukaryota; Metazoa; Arthropoda; Insecta; Diptera; Drosophilidae. The record is from RefSeq and is a predicted model, not a curated record.